Megalops cyprinoides (Indo-Pacific tarpon) is the source of this 1041-nucleotide messenger RNA. RefSeq names its product fibronectin type III domain-containing protein 11-like. Bases 1 to 1041 code for a protein of 346 amino acids. Lineage: Eukaryota; Metazoa; Chordata; Actinopteri; Elopiformes; Megalopidae. The transcript has a single exon. The record is from RefSeq and is a predicted model, not a curated record.
AUGGAUAGACUGCAUUCGACUGAGUCAAUUUCAGAGGUGAAGGAGCCAAAUGAAGAACACACGGAUUGGCAGGACAGAGGCCCUUUGGAGAGUUGCGAUGGACUGCGGUCCUACGUACAGAAUUUCAUUUCCUCAAAGCUGAGCGACGACUCUCUGAGUAUGUACCGUGCGAAGCUGGAGACGCUGAAAAAGUGCGCCUUCUACGUCGAGGUCACCUGCCCCGACCUGCCGCACAGCGAGCACAGCUCCAGCUCCACCAUCCAGCACCUGAUCGACCACGGAAAGUUCCAGCAACUGAAGAAUUUCGGCAGCAGCCAGGUGAAGAUCCAGCUAUGCCUGCUGGAAGAGCUCUAUGAGCAGAUAAGGAGAGGGAAGGAGGAGCUGGUGUCCACGCUGGAGACAUGCAGUCCGGAUACAUUUACCGAGGAGAAGGUGUCCGGCGUCGUCCGGGGGAACCUGGACCAGGUGGCCAGCGCCCUCCGGGACUUCAACGACGCUCAGACCCUUGGACGCUUCCGCUUCAAGCACCGGCUGAUCACGGAGCCGGCCGUCACAACCGAGCUGCAGAUCCAGCUGGCGCUCGCCGCCAAGCCGCCCGUCCUGUUCGACAAGAACGCCUCGGUGGCGCUGGCCAAGUCCGUGCGGCUGUACUGGCACGUGGCGGGGCAGGAGAGGAGCGAGCCCGGGGUGAAGUACGAGAUCCGCUACAGGUUCCACCCGGCGCCGGAGCAAACGGCGGACGCCCCAGCCUGCGAGGACCAGCAGCAGCCGGCCGAGGACCCCGCCACCCCUGCUGAAGGAGCCACCGGAGGGCCCGCCAGUGGAGAGGACAAGGCGCACCUGAGCAUCAUUACCUCCGGCUCCAACAGCACCAAGAUUGGCAACCUGCUCCCCGAAAAGAGCUACGAGUUCACCAUCAAACGGGCCGACUCCUACUGCUUGGUUUACGGGGCCUGGAACGAUACCAUCGUCCUAAAAACCCUCGCUCGACCCGCAGGGUCCACAAACCAUAAGAAGAAGAGGUGGGUUUACUACUUCUAG